Orbilia oligospora ATCC 24927 is the source of this 840-nucleotide messenger RNA. RefSeq lists its product as uncharacterized. Lineage: Eukaryota; Fungi; Ascomycota; Orbiliomycetes; Orbiliales; Orbiliaceae. Gene Ontology annotation, molecular function: cellulase activity. The transcript is spliced from 3 exons. The record is from RefSeq and is a predicted model, not a curated record. Gene Ontology annotation, biological process: carbohydrate metabolic process. Bases 1 to 840 code for a protein of 279 amino acids.
AUGUCUUUCUCCAAAUUCUUAACUGCCUCUGUACUGCUUGCAGCAGUUCCUCAAGUCGUUUAUGGUCAAGCCAAAACGUCAGUUUCUGGAGUUGCUCAAACAUCUCUAUAUUGGGAUUGCUGCAAGGCCUCCUGUUCAUGGGCAGACCAUGGUUUCUUCGUCGGGAACCCAAUCAAUACCUGCGAUAUCAAUGGCACUAGAUUGACAGAUUGGAAUUUGGGGACCGGUUGCAGCGACGGCGAGUCGUUUUCCUGCCAAGACCAAAUUCCAUGGGCAGUCAACGAGACCUUUUCCUAUGGUUUCGUCGGUGCUUUUAUUGAUGGAUACGGUGAGAGAACAUGGUGCUGUGGAUGUUAUGAACUUGAGUUCACAGAUGGUCCGAUCAAGGGCAACAAAAUGGUUGUUCAGGCUAGUAAUACUAAUUACGACGCCAAAGGUUAUUCUCAGUUUAACUUUGGUAUUCCUGGAGGCUAUGACUAUUCUAGCGCCUGCGCAAAGCAAUUUGGUCCUUCUGAGAUCAACACCAAGGACAAUGAUGGCGUCCUCCGACGUGACCAAUGUGAUCUUCUUCCAAACACUCUGAAGCCAGGCUGUCAAUGGAGAUUUGACUGGUUUAAGGAUGCGCAAAGACCGAACAUAACAUGGAAGCGAACGGCCUGCCCAAAGGUUCUGACCGAUAUCUCAGGGUGCGUUCGUUCAGAUGAACAGCAGUUCAUUACCAAGGCCGAGACAAACGACACACUUGCUACCCCACCAUCAGCUGCUCCAAUUGUCGGCUCUAUGUCUGCGUUCUAUACCUUUGCCUUUGCAGCCGCUCUCAGUGCUAUCGUUGCAUUCUAA